Messenger RNA from Myzus persicae (green peach aphid), 3058 nucleotides. RefSeq names its product UPF0518 protein GJ17503. Lineage: Eukaryota; Metazoa; Arthropoda; Insecta; Hemiptera; Aphididae. The record is from RefSeq and is a predicted model, not a curated record. Bases 112 to 2418 code for a protein of 768 amino acids. The transcript is spliced from 14 exons.
AAUUUGUUUUUUCUUAUGUUAUUUUCAAUUGUUAAUUCAAUUAAUGCAUAUUUUUGUAGUGUAUUAUGUAAUAUACACAUUUAAAUAUUAAAUACAUAUGAUGCAUAUAAUAUGAGUUGGUUCAAGCGAAAUAAAGGAACUGAAAAAACUGACGAUCUUGAUUUGUCUGCGUGUUUUGAUAGCUUUAACAAACAUUGGCAACAAACCUUUGAAAUUAUUGAUCGAUUUCAAACUUCAAAAGGCGUUAUUAAGUAUGAUGAUAUUGUAGCUGUUAUAAAUCAUUUAAAUCAAUUAAUAAAGCUAUUGUUACUUGAUGUACAAUCAGUCAAAUCAACCAAUCAAUCACGGUGUCUUGAAUACUUUUUGAAAAACCAAUUAUUAGGAAAAUUAUACUCAUGGAGCUUAAAAACAGACAGAUUUAAAAACUAUUUGAAAUUGGAACAAUUAAAAGUUUUUGGAAUUCUUUUGUCAGAACUUCGAGGGCAUCAGUUACUUUCUGAUGAUUCUAUAUUAAAUCCUUUAAUACUAAUAUUAAAUUCAUAUGAUGGUGAUUGCUUAUCUGUGGAUAAUGAAAAACACUUAGUUACAGUUUUAAGACAAUUUUGUGUGGUGCUUUCUCAUCAGCCAAGUAUACUGUGCAAUGUCUUAAAAGAUAACACUACAAAUUCAAAAUGUGUUAUUUUGUCAUUAUUGAUGGCAUUCAUACACCGUGAUGGAUCUAUUGGCGAAGAAGCUCGUGAUGCCUUAUUAAUAUUUGUCUCAUUAUCUCGUCAAAAUGAUACACUAGCUAAUAUUAUUACAUCUAAAUCGAAUGUGAGUCCUGUAUUGGCAACUGGUUUAAGUGGUCUAUAUUCAGUGCUGCCUCGAAAAUUAGAUUUUGAAAAUGAUUGCUACAGACUGAGCCCAGAAAAUAUUGAAGAUGUACCAGAACUAAAUAAUUUCUUAGCUUCAGUAGAACUGUGUAAUGCUGUUGCUAAGAUAUGUCACAAAACUGUAUAUGAUCAACUUUUGGAUUACUUAUACCAUGGGUUCCUUCUACCCGUUGUCGGGCCAGCAUUAAUGCAGGACUUUGAAAAUAAUUGCGGUAUCAAUGCACAUUUAUCGCGGGUGGCAGAAGAGGAAGUAGCUACAGCAACAGUAUAUUUAGAUUUACUUCUUCGUAGUGUCACUCAUCCAGGACUUCUACAGACAUUUGCAAAAUUUGUGCUGUGUGAAAGAUUUGAAAAAAUUAAAAUAAUUGAACUACUCGUCAAUCGAAUUAAUAACAAAUCUUUUAAGGUUUGUAUCGCUACACUUGCAUUGAUGGAAACAAUUUUAGACCUAAAUUGCGAGGAUGUCAUGUUAGAACUAGUAUUCAAGUAUUUAGUGCCUUGCACACACAUAAUGCUUAGCCAACGUUCACGUAUUAAACAAGUAGAUUCAUAUUGUAAAUCAGCUGACAUAUUUUUGUCCUUAAUACCAAAUGUCUUCAAACAUAGGAAUGUUAAUUCUCAAACUUUAUUCUCUGAAUAUCGAGGUUACUUAAAUUGUGCACGAAUCAAGAUAGCUGAAUGUGCUAUAGAAACCAAACAUUGGACCUACUUAUAUGAUGGAGAAAAUCCAUCUCAUGUAAUAGUUGAAACUAAAACAAAUGAAGUGGAGAAUGAUCAAAACAGCAUAUUAUCAGCUGACGAUAGUUCAAGUGGAUAUGAAAGUUUCAAAGCCAUGAAAGACAUUGACAAAAUGCUCGGAACUGAUGAUAGUAGACCUGCUGAUGAAAUGUUGUCAAACAAUUCUUCGCCGUGUGGAAGUGAUUCUCCAACAUGCUUCAUAAGACAGUCAACAUUUAAGACAAAAGAACCAUUUACCCAAUACUCUUGUUUAGGUCCAUUUCUUGAGGCACUAUUUUCAAAUUUAGAAAAUUUUCCCGAACAAGAUUUUCGGAUAAACCUACGUCUGACUGCUGUUCUGACUCGUCUGUCCAUGUACAACAAACCUUUAAUUCAAUCAUUACUACUAAAUCAUUCUAUGAUCUUUCAGCCAUGCAUACGUUCUUUGUUUCAAAUAUUGCGUUCUUUAAAACAGACUAUAGAAACAAAAUUAUGCAAUCGUGUGGAAAAAGUUAUAGAAGCCGAAACAUUUUUAAUUGAACGAGAAAAUAAACUCUGCAACACUCAAUGCAGUCGUUCAGCUGGCGAAAAAAUAACCGAACCAUUUGUUAGAGGUGAAACCAAACGGCGCAGCAUAUCGGUAGCAUUUGGAGCAAUGUUCAGGAGAAAUUCUGGGAACAAGGAAGCCAUAUUAGAGUCCACCAACAACGGUUAUAGGUACUACAGAGAAAACGAAACCGAGUCUUUAGAUUUGCCAAUAAAUGCAAUAAUUCUGGCAGAAUGGCUGAAAGAACUGUCGGCCAUUUGUCAAGAACACGCAAUUAGUUAAAUAGUGUACAUAAAUAUAGGUACAACAUGAACUAUAAUAUUAUUAAUAUUACUCAUAUUAUUAUUAGUGCAUACUGCAUAGUUAUAUUUUUUUACUGUGAAUUUAAAAGUUUUAACCUUUUUGAAGUUUUUAAAUUGUUGACUCAAUUGUUUUGCUCAAGCUUAUCGUUUUAAUUAAUAGAUCUGUGAAUUAUUUUUUACUCAUUUGUAUUGUUAGUUGAAACUUGAAUUAGAUAUAAUGAUUCAAUAAUAUCAUGUGAAAUAAAGGAAAAUAUUCCGUCCAUAUUUAAAAUUUGCUAUUGUGCGUGUAUUAAGAACUUAUGUCACGCAUUUACAUCGCAACAGACUGCUGUACUUAAAAUUGGUAGUACAAAUUUGAUCUUCCGAUUGAAAUAUUUUAUUGUUUAUUUAAAAACUUUUUAUUCCAUGUUUUCAUUAUGUUUUCUUUUUAAUUUUAACAUAAUAUAAUAUUCAAACUUUCUAUGAAGUCCAUAAUAUAAUACAUUCAAAUUUGUAUUUUUAUUUGAGUCCAAAAUUAGUAAUCAUACACUUUGAAACGCACAGAAUAAUAUGUCGUCUUCCUCCGUGGUUAAGAGUAACUCAUAGAUCUUAUAGACAUUUAUAUAAUAUAUUAUAUGUUU